AUGGCAAGUGAAAUAGGCAUCAUCUGUUUAUUUCUAACAAUAAGCAAUGGCUUCUGUCAGACGUCUGACGAUGUCAAAAGUUUGUUAACGGGCUUGUUUGAAGCAAACAGUUAUAACAAACAAGUGAGACCAGUGGUCGACCAGACUGACGUCACUAAUAUGUUUGUCUCAAUGGAACUUGUCAGCAUUCAUGACAUUGAUGAAGUAAACGAAAAAAUGGUGUUUGCCGGUUUCUUGAGAGUUUCUUGGAUUGAUGAACUUCUAGUGUGGGAUAGUGCUGCUUAUAAUGACAUUGGAUUCAUCAGUGUACUUCAGGAUAAUAUUUGGAAACCAGACUUUGUUUUAAAGAACGGAUUUCAUGAGUUUAAAGAAUUAGGAGGAAGUUUCUACUACAUAUUAGUUGACAAUGACGGCUGGGUGACUUGGUAUCCGUACCACGUGUUUGAGAACGAAUGUUCCAUAGAUGUCACCUACUACCCUUUUGAUGAACAGACGUGUCAUAUCCGGUUCGCAUUAUGGACUUAUACUGAUAAUUUAGUUUUUAUCGAAGCCAUUUAUCCUGACAUUGACCUUAGAGGAUAUCGAAAGAAUAAUUUAUGGUCAAUUAUUUCAACUUCGGUUACGACAGAGUCUGUCUAUGACAGUAGCGAGAUUAUAUUCACAGUUAAUCUCCGCCGUAAAGCCACAUACUACGUAGUAACCAUUAUUAUACCUAUGAUAUUCUUAGGGAUCCUUAAUUCUUUAGUAUUCAUUGUUCCUGCUGAUGCUGGUGAAAAAAAUGUCGUAUUCAGUGACAGUCUUCCUGUCUUUUGCAGUUUUCCUCUCACUGAUUAA
This is a messenger RNA of Mytilus trossulus (common blue mussel), 834 nucleotides long. RefSeq names its product acetylcholine receptor subunit beta-like 1. The transcript is spliced from 2 exons. NCBI's taxonomy places the organism in Eukaryota, Metazoa, Mollusca, Bivalvia, Mytilida, Mytilidae. Gene Ontology annotation, cellular component: synapse; neuron projection; plasma membrane. Bases 1 to 834 code for a protein of 277 amino acids. The record is from RefSeq and is a predicted model, not a curated record. Gene Ontology annotation, molecular function: transmitter-gated monoatomic ion channel activity involved in regulation of postsynaptic membrane potential; excitatory extracellular ligand-gated monoatomic ion channel activity; transmembrane signaling receptor activity. Gene Ontology annotation, biological process: nervous system process; signal transduction; monoatomic ion transmembrane transport.